AUGUCCGCUACCACCGCUCGUGCGGACCCUUUUCGCCCGGCGAAACGGGUCGCUGGUCAAAGACAGGAUGUCUGGUAUGGGGAUAAACCCGCUGCGGCUUCCCCCGUUCAGCCUAUCGUGAACAUGGGCCAGGGGUUCUUUGGCUAUAACCCUCCCCAGUUUGCGAUUGACGCCGCAAAAGAGGCUCUCGACAAAGUUGAAUGUAACCAGUACUCCCCAACCAAGGGUCGUCCUCGCCUUAAGCAAGCUAUUGCGGAUGCGUAUUCUCCGUCGUUUGGCCGAAAGCUCAACCCGGAUACUGAGGUUACAAUCACCACAGGUGCAAAUGAAGGAAUGCUAAGUGCUUUUAUGGGUUUUAUUGAGCCUGGCGAUGAGGUUAUUAUCUUUGAACCUUUCUUUGAUCAAUACAUCAGCAACAUUGAAAUGCCCGGUGGUACCAUUCGAUAUGUCCCCCUUCACCCUCCCAAGGAUGGAGCUACAAGGACUUCCCCAGCUUCAGAAUGGUCUAUAGACUUCGAAGAGUUGGAAAAGACUAUCAAUCCCAAGACCAGAAUGAUUCAGAUUACUAAUGGCCACAACAGCCACAACCCUGUAGGAAAGGUCUUCUCUCGUGAUGAGCUUGAGAAAAUCGGCGAGCUCUGUAUCAAGCACAAUCUCAUCAUUCUUUCUGAUGAGGUCUACGACCGUCUCUACUAUGUUCCCUUUACCAGGAUCGCUACACUGUCGCCUGAGCUCUAUGAGCGGACUCUCACCGUGGGCUCGGCUGGGAAGGCCUUCUAUGCUACUGGCUGGCGGGUGGGUUACCUCAUUGGCCCUGAGCAUCUGAUCAAGUACGUGGCUGGUGCACACACUCGAAUCUGCUACAGUAGCGUGUCUCCCCUCCAAGAAGCUGCAGCUGUUGCUUUUGAGCAAGCCGACAAGGCUGGCUUUUGGGAUGAGAGCCGCACCGAAAUGAAGAAGAAGAUGGAGCGCUUCUGUGAGGUAUUUGAUGAGCUUAACAUUCCGUACUCUGACCCCGAGGGUGGCUAUUUUGUUCUCGCAAACAUGUCUUCAGUCAAGCUGCCGGAAGGUUACCCAUUCCCUCCUCAUGUUGCAAGCCGCCCCCGCGACUUCAAGCUUUGCUGGUUCCUCAUUCAUGAGGUUGGCGUUGCGGCCAUUCCUCCAACCGAGUUCUACACUGACGCCAAUGCCCACAUUGCGGAGGAUUAUCUCCGGUUUGCCGUAUGCAAGAAUGAUGAUGUUUUGGAGACCGCCAAGGAGAGGCUGCGCGGUCUGAAGAAGUAUAUUGUACAGUGA
Messenger RNA from Aspergillus oryzae RIB40, 1296 nucleotides. Its product is annotated as kynurenine--oxoglutarate transaminase. The transcript has 8 exons. The coding region runs from base 1 to 1296 and encodes 431 amino acids. Gene Ontology annotation, cellular component: mitochondrion; cytoplasm. The record is from RefSeq and is a predicted model, not a curated record. NCBI's taxonomy places the organism in Eukaryota, Fungi, Ascomycota, Eurotiomycetes, Eurotiales, Aspergillaceae. Gene Ontology annotation, molecular function: pyridoxal phosphate binding; L-kynurenine:2-oxoglutarate transaminase activity. Gene Ontology annotation, biological process: biosynthetic process.